This is a messenger RNA of Lemur catta (Ring-tailed lemur), 2634 nucleotides long. RefSeq names its product ring finger protein 180 (gene RNF180). Gene Ontology annotation, cellular component: endoplasmic reticulum membrane. Gene Ontology annotation, biological process: serotonin metabolic process; protein polyubiquitination; positive regulation of proteasomal ubiquitin-dependent protein catabolic process. The coding region runs from base 1 to 1779 and encodes 592 amino acids. The record is from RefSeq and is a predicted model, not a curated record. Lineage: Eukaryota; Metazoa; Chordata; Mammalia; Primates; Lemuridae. The transcript is spliced from 7 exons. Gene Ontology annotation, molecular function: ubiquitin protein ligase activity; ubiquitin conjugating enzyme binding; metal ion binding.
AUGAAAAGAAGUAAAGAAUCGAUAACUAAAAAUCAUAAUCAAGAGGAAAUAAGUAUUCUUCGUUGUUGGAAAUGUAGAAAAUGUAUAGCAAGUUCUGGUUGUUUCAUGGAACAUCUUGAAAAUCAAGUGAUUGAGGAUAAAUGUGAUCCAGAUGGUGCUCAAAAUAUUUGUCAUGUGUGGCACAUGAAUGUAGAAGCCCUUCCAGAAUGGAUAAACUGCUUAAUACAAAAAGCCCAGUGGACAGUUGGAAAACUGAAUUGCCCUUUCUGUGGGGCCCGUUUAGGGGGCUUUAAUUUUGUCAGCACUCCAAAAUGUUCCUGUGGCCAGCUUGCAGCUGUACAUCUCUCCAAGAGCCGGACCGAUUAUCAGCCAGCACAGGCAGACAGACUAAUGAGACCAUCACUGAAAUACUUGUCACAUCCUAGAGUUCAGUCAGGUUGUGACAAGAAAACUCUGCUGACAGGUGGUGGCUCCAAAAACAGAAAUCAUAGGCUUUUAAACAUGGCCCAAAAUAAUAAUGACCCUGGAAGAUUAACAGAAGCACUGUGCCUGGAGGUGCGAUCAACAUAUUUUGAGAUGAAGAAUGAAAAACUGCUCUUCAAAGAACCAGAACCAAAGUAUCAGCUUUUUGUUCCCCAGCUUGUGACUGGCAGAUGCACUACAAGAGCUUUUCAUAGAAAAUCACAUAGUUUGGAUCUGAACAUCAGUGAAAAACUGACUUUAUUACCCACCUUAUAUGAAAUCCAUAGUAAGACUACUGCCUAUUCCAGGCUAAAUGAAACACAGCCUAUUGACCUUUCUGGCUUGCCUUUACAAUCUAGUAAAAAUAGAUGUUCCUUUCAGAAUCCAUCCAGUUUUGAUCCUCAUAUGCUGCUGCAAAGAUUUUCAGUGGCCCCCCACGAGACCCAGACACAAAGAGGAGGAGAAUUUCAGUGUGGUCUAGAAGCUUCUUCAGUGUACUCUGACCAUGCUAGUACUAACAACCUCGCUUUCCUGAUGGACCUGCCCUCGGCUGGCAGGAGCAUGCUGGAGGCCUCGGAGGAAGAAGAGCACCUCUCCCCUCUGGACUUCCUGCACUCGGCCAGUUUUUCAUUGGGCAACAUUAAUCAGAGGCUCAAUAAGAAAGAAAGGAGCAAAUUGAAGAAUCUAAGAAAGAAACAACGAAGGCAUGAAAGAUGGCUACAGAAACAGGGUAAAUACCCAGGAAUGGGAUUGCUGAAUCAAAUGACUUUGAAUAAUGAGAUGAGUACAGAUGAUGACAAUGAAUAUGCAGAAGAAAAGGAUAGCUACAUCUGUGCAGUGUGUUUGGAUGUUUAUUUCAACCCUUACAUGUGUUACCCUUGCCACCACAUCUUCUGUGAGCCCUGCUUACGAACUCUGGCCAAAGACAAUCCUGCAAGCACUCCUUGCCCAUUAUGUCGGACAAUUAUUUCUAGAGUCUUUUUCCAGACAGAACUGAACAAUGCCACAAAAACAUUCUUUACUAAAGAAUAUUUGAAAAUAAAACAAAGCUUUCAUAAAUCCAGCUGUGCAAAAUGGCCUCUACCAAGCUGCAAAAAAGCAUUCCAUCUUUUUGGAGGUUUCCACAGACGUGCAGCUCCAGUUACGAGAAGGCAGUUCCCACAUGGUGCUCACAGGAUGGAUUACCUGCACUUUGAAGAUGACAGCCGUGGAUGGUGGUUUGACAUGGAUAUGGUGAUCAUCUAUAUUUAUUCAGUGAACUGGGUCAUUGGAUUCAUUGUUUUCUGCUUUCUUUGCUAUUUUUUCUUUCCGUUUUAGGAAUUUUCAUACCUUAGUAUUACAGUUGAACAAUCAUAAAUGAUGUAAAUAACAAUUGCUUAAACAUUUUUUAAAUGUGCUUUGAAGUUUUCAUAAUGUUGCAUUAUAUAAAUUGUUGGUGUUUAUAGAAAGCCUGACAAUAAUGGAUUUAUUAAUGUUUUCUUGUAACAAACCAACUUUAUUUAAGAGCUAAUCUAUCCAGCACUUAGCAACAAUGCACUAUUAAUUUCAUAGUUGUUUUGGUUUAGGAUUUGGGGUUCGAAUUUUACUAUGUCACUUUUGUACUUAUUUUAAUUGUAAAGACUGAGGUUUUUCCCUCUUAAAAAUAGUAAAAAUACAAAAAGAAAUGAUAAUCUGAAUAGACAAUAUCUUAACUGAUAAAAUAUGUAGUCAAUCAUUAUUUAUUCUCAAGCAACUUAUAUGCAUUAAAGAUAAAUAACAUUUUCUGGGAACUAAUCUAGCAAUAUCUUUACUUACGUCCCCUUCUAUUACCAAGAAAACUGACUAUCCUUUUUGUACAGAUCUAAUUAGUACAGCAGUUUUAAUUGUUAUAGGCAACAGAAGAGUAAAACUAUGUUAAUACUACAAACUUUGAAACUAACCCCCUCCAAUAGACACUUUAGAGACCUAUAUUAACACUUUCCAAAUUACAGGAUGAAUAACCUGAAGAAAUAAAAAAUUCACCAAUUUUCAGUAGUCUAAAAGAACAAUGCAUGUCCAAAAUAUAAUUAAUUUAUCAUUUAUUUAACUAGAAGAUUGUCAAAUAUAUUGUAAAUGUGCAAUAAAGAAUGGCUUUUUAAUUUUUUAUUGUUAUUAAGUGAUUUGAUGUCUGGAAUAAAGAAUUGUUGGAAAUUA